Messenger RNA from Brachypodium distachyon (stiff brome), 2594 nucleotides. Its product is annotated as nuclear pore complex protein NUP98B. Gene Ontology annotation, cellular component: nucleus. The coding region runs from base 723 to 2279 and encodes 518 amino acids. NCBI's taxonomy places the organism in Eukaryota, Viridiplantae, Streptophyta, Magnoliopsida, Poales, Poaceae. The transcript is spliced from 6 exons. The record is from RefSeq and is a predicted model, not a curated record. Gene Ontology annotation, biological process: positive regulation of DNA-templated transcription. Gene Ontology annotation, molecular function: transcription coactivator activity.
UCUUUUCUUCCUCUUUGUUUCUUCUCCAAAUAAUCAAUCUCAAGGUGGAGGAGCUAGCUGCUUGGUCUUCAUGAGGUGGGUGGGGUCGUCGCCUGUGGGACGAACUUGCUCGUCCACGGCGUCAGCGGCGGACGAAAGGGGAGCGCGGGCCAUUGCCGGCCAGGUCCACGCCGCCGGUGACUGCCAGCGCCAUGCCGCGGCCAGAUUCCGAACGGUCGGCCGGAGGAUGUCCAGAUCUGGGGCGCCGCGUUGGCCACUGAGGCCUUCCUCGCCGUGGUCGUCACGGUCGGCCGCGCUGCCGUAGAAGCUUGCGGCGUAGGCAGCGGCGACGAGGUGGGGACGCCCGGGUAAGCGCGGGAGGUGGAGACGGACCUCGCGGCUCGGUAGCUGAUCGAGGUCUCGCAUAGCAGGGCUGACUGACGUCAGGUGGCGCGGGCCGUGGAGAAAGAAAAGGGAAGUUUGACAGAUGAGAUUCAGCGUGAUGGAAAGUUCGACAGGCCCAUAAGAAAAUCAUGGCCGGUUAAGUUAAGGCUCGUUUUGACUCCGUGUAAUUGAAUUGAGCCCAGCGAAACAAAGUGUCCCCGGCCGUAGAGCACACGACACCGGUCUCCAUCCAUCCGGCGGCGGGAAGCAAGCAGGGGAAUCCACCACUCAACGCAACUCCACGCCGGCGCCGCAUCCGAUUGAUUCCGGCCGCCAAUCUUCCUCUCCUAUUACCGGCGAUGCGCGGCGGCCAGUCGAGGGGCCACGGCUUCGGCGGCGCCGGCGCCCACAACAACAACAACGGCGGCGGCGGCGGCAAUGGCAGCGGCAGGUACCGGAGCCCUUGCCUGACGAUGCACCAGCCGUGGGCGUCGCUGCUCGUGCACGGCAUCAAGCGCGUCGAGGGCCGCUCCUGGCCGGCCCCGGUCACCGGUCGCCUCUGGAUCCACGCCGCGUCCAAGGUCCCCGACCCGGACACCGUCGCCGCCAUGGAGGACUUCUACAGGGAGAUCCACGCCGUCGACGGGGUCGCCCACAUCGACUUCCCCCAGCACUACCCCGUCUCACGCCUUCUCGGAUGUGUUGAAGUGGUAGGCUGUGUUAGGUCUCAAGAGCUGGUGUGCUGGGAGGAUGUGCCUGAAUCAGUCAGGCUUGAAGGGUUGACUGACUUUUGCUGGCUCUGUGAGAAUCCACAGAAGUUGGUGGUUCCGUUUGAGAUGCGCGGUUACCAGGGUGUUUACAAUCUGGAGAGAAGGAUCUAUGAGGGAGCAGUCCGGGGUCUUUCGCCUGUUCAAGGCCCACUGCCUGUCAAGUUUCCGCUUCCAGAUCCCAGAAACCAAUUCUCUCUCAAGCCAGGAUCUCUUACUUUUGAUUCUUCGAAAUCCGCACCGGUGAAAACUCCAAGUGUCUCCGCAGCAAUAGCCGGGGCUAGAGCUGCUGCCACUCAGUAUUCGCGGAAGGAUCAUAAUGCUGCCCCUAGUAGAGAGAAUGAAACUCGAGAGGAAUCAAGGGAAAACCGUAGAGAUGGCAGUUCAGGGAGUGGUAGUCUGCCAUCCAUUGCCCAGAACAGUCCAUCGUAUUCACAAAGCCAGAAACCAUCAUCCAUUGUCCAGAGCAGUCACUCCUAUUCGCAAAACCAGAAUGCAUUGUCCGUUGUCCAGAACAAUCCUUCCUAUUCACCAAACCAGAAUCAAUCAUCCAUUGUCCAUAACAGUCCAUCCUAUUCGCAGAACCAAAUUCCAUUGUCCAAUGUCCAGGAUAGGCCAUCCUAUAUGCAUAACUAUAGUCCGUCUUUUAUUGUCCUUAACAGUCCAUCCUAUUUGCAAAACCAAAUUCCAGCGUCCAAUGUCCAGAACAGCCCAUCCUAUUUGCAAAACCAUAAUCUGUUGUCCACUGUCCAUAACAGUCCAACCUAUUUGCAUAGUCAAAAUCCGUCAUCCAAUGUGCAGACCAGUCCAUCUUGUUCACAAAACCAUAAUCCAUCAUUCAUUGUCCAGCAUAGUCCGUCUUUCUUGCAAAACAAUAAUACAUCAUUCUCUGUCCAGAACAGUCCAUCCUUUUUGCAAAACCAUAGUCCAUCAUUCAUUGUCCAGAACAGUCCGUCCUUUUUGCAAAACAAUUAUCCACCAUUUACUGCCCAGAACAGUCCGUCAUUUUGGCAAAAUCAGAACUCCGAGCCCCGUAGAAGUCCCAGACUGCAAGGUGGAGCUUCCAACAGGCUUGUUGCAGUGGCAUUGAGGGAGUUGGAACAGUUAAGCUUCAGUGAGAGGGGAGAACAAUCAGUUCCCAAAAGCUGACCUGAAUUCUUUCUUAAAGAAAGCUGACCUGAAUAAUUUGGGACUUAGAUACCCCACCUUCAGAUGCCUAUUCAUCAUCUAUGUGCAAAGCUCCUUGUAAAUUGUAGCAUUUUGUUCGUACAGUUCUGAUGGAUGAUAGCAUACGAUAGUGUGUACUAUUAGCUGACAUGGUGCUUUGCUUUGUGAGUUUUUCACUGGCGUUGCAGGUGAUGUAUCUCUUGUAAAAACUGAACCUAGUUUUAGUCUGGAAAUAGUGCUCAGACUGGUUGGUGGUUGAAUUUGUGUCUCGCAAGAUUUGAUACCCAAUUUGCUAUA